Messenger RNA from Arctia plantaginis, 969 nucleotides. NCBI's taxonomy places the organism in Eukaryota, Metazoa, Arthropoda, Insecta, Lepidoptera, Erebidae. The record is from the annotation of a GenBank genome assembly.
AUGCUGGUGCAAUUUAUUAAACUCCGAAACAAAUAUUACAAACUACGUUUCUCUUUAUUUCCAGCAUCAUCAUGUCACCAGGAGUUCAGCAGCGACGGCACGAAGCACGGCACGCUGACGUCACCACACUACCCUUCGCCGUAUCCUCCGAACACUCAUUGCCAUUAUGAGUUCUUCGGGAGAGGAAAAGAGCGAGUUAGAUUAAUUUUCCAAGACUUUUACUUGUAUAAGUCUCCUGAUGGAUCUACAGAUUGCACGAACGUGGAUUCGUUGCAAGCCUUCGUCAACGUGGAUGGGCGAUUAGAAAAGGUGGCGACAUACUGCGGAAUCGACCUCCCUAAGCCUAUAAUGUCGAAUGGACCGAAACUAAUGCUGGAAUUUCGUGGAACACAAUCUUCGAGAUACUCAAGAGGAUUUAAAAUAUCUUAUUCGUUUGUAGAAAAUUUUGGAAUAAACACAGGAAGACAGCUCAAAGAGUUUCCUUGUGCUUUCGUAUACAAUAGUAGUGAGGCGCGGAACGGCACGUUUGCGUCUCCUAACUCGCCAGGACCUUAUCCCAGGGAUACGGAGUGUACAUAUUUCUUCCACGGCGGCGAGACUGAGAAAGUGCACCUGCAUUUUACAAAUUUUGACGUUGAAGGAGUUUCGCCGUGCGAAGCAGUGUCGGCGAGUGAUUAUGUCGAAUUUUCGAACUAUAUGACUGAAGACAAUAGGUUUGGUAGAUAUUGUGGGCAAUGGAAAGAGUUCCACGUAGAGUCUGAAAGAAAUUUCUUUAAAGUUACAUUUAGGUCGAACGACCGCUUAGAUGGUACAGGUUUUAAGGCCAUGUACCAAUUUUUAGAAGCCACUGACGAGUAUCGAGCUCCUGCGGUACACGAUAAGGCUUCAAAAUCUCUCUGUAUAUUUGAACGUUUUCUAAUGCUGAUCAUCCUCGCAAUACCACAACUGCAUCAUCAAUUAUAUCAUUAA